This is a messenger RNA of Canis lupus familiaris (dog), 947 nucleotides long. Its product is annotated as protein pitchfork-like. Gene Ontology annotation, molecular function: cytoskeletal protein binding. Gene Ontology annotation, cellular component: ciliary basal body. NCBI's taxonomy places the organism in Eukaryota, Metazoa, Chordata, Mammalia, Carnivora, Canidae. The coding region runs from base 49 to 783 and encodes 244 amino acids. The transcript has 6 exons. Gene Ontology annotation, biological process: regulation of cell projection organization. The record is from RefSeq and is a predicted model, not a curated record.
AUACCCUUCAUUUUCUUGGUUAAAGUAUUUUUAUGAGAGUGGUGACUCAUGGAGCUAUUCUUAAAUGAGAGAAAAAAGUCAAUUCAAAGGCCUUCUGAUGGGGAUAUCUGGUACACAACUUCUUGGAGAUCUUUAAACUCUAUACCAUCUCAUCCAUUUGAGAAUUUGAGAGACAACAAAGCCAUUCCAUGGAUCACCCAUCCAUUUCUUUGGAACUUCGCUAAUGAGUCACUGGUUAACUACCCCUUUGGAACAAGUCAACCGAGGAAGCUCUUUCCUCAUCACCACCCCCCAAGCUUGUUGGGGAACAAGUUUCUCCCUCUUCGAGGAGCGCCCCACAGAGGCCCUGGAUGUUACAUAGCAGAAGAUGUGUAUGGAUUGGCAUAUAACCUCUCUAAGAUCCCGACCAGUAAAAAAGGAUAUACUUUUGGUGCCAGAACAGCUGAGAGGUUUAAGACAAUCAACAAGGACAUGAUGCUUUACCCAGGCAUGUACCAGGUUGCAAAUCCUCAGGAGCAAAUACACAAACAAAAUUUUGCACCAUUUAAUGCCUUGUUGCCUCGAUUUAGGACAUCAAAGGACUCUUCUUAUCCUGGCCCUGGCACAUAUAACCCAGAGAUGAAACCACCCCCCAAAAUCACCUGGCCAAUGAAAUUUGGAUCUCCAGACUGGGCUCAAGUUCCAUGUCUACAGAAAAGAACCCUAAAAGCUGAGCUGUCCACUGACAAGGACUUCAGAAAGCACCGGAACCGUGUGGCCUACCUAAGCCUGUUUUACAGUUGAGGAGCUGUGACUACCUUCACCCACUCCUCCUGACCACAGCUCCAGGAUUGAGGACAGAGCUGGUCUUCCGCCUGCACUGCUGUACUCUCUUGUCUGCCAGCAUGGGUCCCAGGGAGGGGAAGGGGCUCAUAACUACUUUCUGUGUGAGAACAGAAAGACUACUU